UGUCUGUCUGUCUGUCUGCCUCUGAGUCUCCCCCCUUUCUCUUCUUUCCAAAGAUUCUUCCAUUUUCUUCCUUGCAUUUUAAGCACUCCCCAAAUCUCAUAAAUUAGGUAGAUUCAGACAACUACACACUUCCUUAUUUGUACACUAGGAGUUUAUUAUUAUUAUUAUUAUUAUUAUAUUUUUUGAAAAAAAGAAGAAGAUAUUUUCGAAUUUUCUUUAAUUUUUUCUUGAAUAUGAUGUGGGAGCUUUUGAAUGCGAAAUGCGUGAAGACCCAAUGAUGUUGUCACUGAUACGAAGCUGACGUGUGUGCAUUCUGCAGCGAGAAUCAGGGAAACUGAGAUUCUCUUGUACAUACAUAGGCAAGGGAGCCCAGGGUUGUUAGCUGUUGUUAGACUAGAAUCGCAAUAAUGUCGAGGAUCACCAAGUGGAAGCUUGAGAAGAAUAAAGUUAAAGUGGUCUUUCGGCUUCAGUUUCAUGCAACACAUAUCCCACAAACUGGAUGGGACAAAUUAUUUAUAUCAUUUAUCCCAGCAGACUCCGGCAAGACAACAGCAAAGACAACUAAAGCAAGUGUGAGAAAUGGAUCAUGCAAAUGGGCAGAUCCUAUUUAUGAGACUACGAGGCUUCUCCAAGAUGUAAAAAACAAAGAAUAUGAUGAGAAGCUGUACAAAAUUGUUGUUGCAAUGGGUUCUUCGCGAGCUAGUAUUCUCGGUGAGGCUACAAUCAACCUUGCCGAACAUGCGGAUGCUUCGAAGCCUUCUGUAGUUGCAUUACCUCUUCAUGGAUGCAAUACAGGAACUAUAUUACAUGUCACUGUACAGUUGCUAACAUCCAAAACAGGAUUCAGAGAAUUUGAGCAGCAAAGGGAACUCCGGGAGAGGGGUUUGCAGUCGGGAGUUGAUAAUAAGCCUGAUGACACAGGCCCUGGAAAAGUGUCGGUCUCCAGAGACGCUGCUCGUGGUGAAAUGGAAAAGGGCAGCAGAAGGGCUAGAUUCAGACCAGAUGCUAAAGAACUUUCGUCAGUUGAAGAAGUAGAAGAAUAUGGAGAUAUGGCUGUCGGAUUUGAUGGCUCUUCUAAUGCAUCAGAAAGUUUCUAUGCUGAAAAAAAUGAUGCCUCCAGCACGCAGGAAAUCAAUAGCGUGAAGAGUGCAUCUUUUGGUGACUCAAAUGAACCUCCCAAUAGUCAAAGCCCACAGCCAAGACAAACAACUCCUUCUGAAAGUCAAGUCGUGGCUCGUGGGAGUAAUGAUUCAGUCCAUGGAUGGGUUUCGGACUGCUCUAUGGAUAAUGACUUGGCAAUUGCUUGUGAUGAGAAUAAUAGACUCAGAGGAAGCUUAGAACUGGCAGAAACGUCAAUUUUUGAGCUGAAGCUUGAAGUGAGUUCUCUGCAAAGUCAAGCUAAUGAACUAGGCAUUGAAGCCGAAAAGUUUGCUCACCUUCUUGCCGCUGAGAUAUCCUCUGGUGAAGAAUUGGCUAAGGAGGUCUCUGUCCUGAAACUAGAAUGUUUGAAGUUCAAGGAUGACGUUGAAAGACUACAAAAUUUAAAAGCAAGCCCUCAGAGUACAGAAAAACAAAAUGUACAUGCUGAUUGUGGCCGCUCAGUUCAAGAAAUACAAGUUAAAUGGAUCAAAGGAAUUUUACUGCUGGAAGACAGGAUACGGGACCUUCAAAAUAAGACUUACCUUGGUUUCCAUGAACGAGAACAUAGGCUUCUCCAGUCGGAACUCGAGGUAUUGCAGCAGAUUCUGCAGGAUAUAAAACAAGGGUCAGAGAAUGAAAUAUCCUUGCUAAGUAUUGUGCCACCCGUAAUUACGGAUGUAAAAGAGGUAAGAGACCCCUUUUUACAGAAAACGGAGCACCCUUUGCCUGGACUUGGGUUGGAUUUGGAUUUGUGUCCACCCGAAGAUAUACUUCAUCAUUUUAGUAUACCUUCCCUUGUUUCUCAAGGACCGGAUUCUAUGGGUGCUGUAGAUGCAAUGAAAACAAAAAUUUUUGAUCUCAUAAGAGAACUGGAUGAAGCAAAGUUUGAAAGGGAAAGCCUCGUCAAAAAAAUGGAUCAGAUGGAGUGCUACUAUGAAGCACUCGUUCAGGAACUUGAGGAGAAUCAGAAGCAAAUGCUGACAGAGCUGCAGGGUCUUAGGAGUGAGCACUCUACUUGCAUUUAUACAAUUUCUAGCAGUAAAGCUGAAAUGGAGUCCUUGCGCCAAGAUAUGAACCACCAGAUUGUCCAGCUUGUUGACGAGAAUCGCAAUUUAGAUGCCAUUAACAAAGAGCUCGAGAAAAGAGCUGCUUCAUCAGAAGCAGCUCUUAGGAGGGCGCGCAUGAACUAUUCAAUUGCUGUUGAAAAAUUACAAAAGGAUCUUGAGCUCCUUUCAUCACAGGUUGUCUCCAUGUUUCAGACUAAUGAGAACCUCAUCAAACAAGCAUUCUUAGAACCUUCAAUGGCAGAGGACCUCGAGUAUGUCAAUGGUUUGCAAUACUUAGAAAGUUCUGAUACUACAAUGCAAUUGCAGUUCCACAAUCAAAAUUUAAGUACGAGGAAACAAUCACUCUGCGGAGAUGUCCUUUUAGAGGACUUGAAGAAAUCACUCUUCUUACAGGAAGAGCUUUAUAUGAAGGUUGAAGAAGACCUAAAUGAAAUGCACUCUGUGAAUUUGUACUUGGACAUAUACUCCAAGACUCUAGUAGAAACAAUGCUUGAGGCAGAUCAUAGUUCUGUAUUAAUGAAGAAAUAUAUGGAUGAACUUGCUCAGCAGUUAGAGUUUUCAAAUGAAUGCAGGGAUCAGUUGAUGGCAAAACUGCAGGUUGCUUUGGAAGAUAUUAGCAUUCUAAAUGAGGACAAGGCUAGAUGCAUUAAUAAGUUCAAUGAACUUGUUCUCCAGAAUCAAAUUUUAGUGGAUAAACUGGAAGGGAUUUCAAAGGAAAACUGUCUUCUCACAGAGAAGCUCAUGGGCGUAGAAGCAAUUUCAGCAGAAUAUAGAAAUUGCCUGAGCAAAUAUGAAGCUUGUUUGGAAGAGAAAGCAGAGUUGUCAAGUUUAUUGGAACAAGGAAAGCUAGAAAAUGGAAUGCUUCAUACUGAAAUAUCUGUUCUGAAGGAGGACCUGAAAAUUGUUGAGUCCAAGCUUGACAAUUUGGUUUCUUCAAAGGAAAAUCUUCAGCAAAAUGUCAGCUUUGUGCAGGGUAGGUUAGUUAAUAUUUUGGAAUCUUAUGGUGAGCAAUCUAUUGGGACUCCUCCUUUGGGUAAAGCCCAUCAUCCCGACUUGGACUUGAAUAAUCUCAAAGGUCUUCUGUUCCAAGUCGAAGAGAUCCAACAUAAAUCAUGUAGCAAGAUUCUUCAACUCAUGGAAGAUAACAAGUGUCUAGAGGCUGAAAAACAUGCUUCUGAAGUGUCCCUUAGCAGAGCCAGUUCAGAAAUUCUUGCAGUCAAGCAAAAGUUUAAAAAUAAUAUACAGGACAUGGCUGCUAAAUUAGGCACAUCUAACGCCCUUGUGGAGAAGCUUCAGUUUGAACUUGAAUCUGUUGCAAAUAAACUCCACUUCACCUCUGAAGUGGAGGAAAAACAUGCGCAACAGAACCGAGAGCUUUUGGCUGAUCUCUCCCUCUUGGAAGUUGAACUGCAAAACCUCGCAUCUAGAAAUGGGCAUGUUGUUCAAGAAAUAUUAGGCCUGGAUUCUUUAGCUGAUGAAAUUGGGAGAAGCAGCUCAACGAUUGCUGAGUUAUUACAAGAGAACAAGGACCUCAUGAUGUCUUUACAGGGUAAGACCGAGGAAUCUGUCAAGCUUGCAUCCGAAAUCAGCAGUCUGAAAGAAAACUUGCGAAGCCUUAAUGGUGAGUUGCAUUCCGAGAUAGGUUCUAAGGCUGUGCUACAGGCUAGGGUGCAAGACCUUAUGUCUCAAUUGAAUGAGAAGCACGGUAGCUUAAGUGAUCUGGAGAAGCGUAAUAGUGAGCUAUUACAAGAGAACAAGGACCUCAUGAUGUCUUUGCAGGGUAAGACCGAGGAAUCUGUCAAGCUUGCAUCUGAAAUCAGUAGUCUGAAAGAAAACUUGGGAAGCCUUAAUGGUGAGUUGCAUUCUGAGGUAGAUUCUAAGGCUGAGCUACAAGCUAGGGUGCAAGACCUUAUGUCUCAAUUGAAUGAGAAGCACGAUAGCUUAAGUGAUCUGGAGAAGCGUACUACUGAGCUAUUACAAGAGAACAAGGACCUCAUGGUGUCUUUACAGGGUAAGACUGAGGAAUGUGUCAAGCUUGGAUCUGAAAUCAAUGGUCUGAAAGAAAAAUUGGGAAGCCUUCAUGGUGAGUUGCAUUCUGAGGUAGAUUCUAAGGCUGAGCUACAGGCUAGGGUGCAAGACCUUAUGUCUCAAUUGAAUGAGAAGCAAGGUAGCUUAAGUGAUCUGGAGAAGCGUAAUACUGAGCUAAUACAAGAGAACCAGGAUCUCAUGAUGUCUUUACAAGGUAAGACUGAGGAAUCUGUCAAGCUUGGAUCUGAAAUCAGUGGUCUGAAAGAAAACUUGAGAAGUCUUCAUGAUGAAAUGCGUUCUGAGAAAGCUUCUAAGGCUGCAGUAGAAGGUAGGGUGCAAGAUCUUACUUUCCAAUUGAAUGAGAAAUGCAACUGCUUACUUGAUCUGGAGAAGUGUAACACUAAGCUAUUACAAGAGAAGCAAGAUCUCGUGAUGUCCUUGCAGGGUGCAACUGAGGAAUCUUCCAAGCUUGCAUCCGAAAUCAGUUGUCUGAAAGAAAACUUGAGAAGUCUACAUGAUGAAUUGCACACUGAGAGAGAUUCUAAGGCUGAACUCGAGGGGACAAUGCGAGAUCUUACUUUUCAAUUGAAUGAGAAGCAUAGCAGCUUACAUUCAAUAGAGAAGCAGAGCGCUAGUGUAAUACAAGAGAAGCAAGAUCUCAUAGCUUCCUUACAGGGCAAGACCGAGGAGUCUGUCAAGCUUGCAUCUGAAAUCAUUAGCUUGAAAGAUAACUUGAGAUGUCUACAUGAUGAAUUGAACUCUCAGAAAAGUUCCAAUUCUGAAUUAGAGGGUAGGCUGAGAGAUCUUACUUCCAAAUUGAAUGAGGAGCAUCUCAACUUACUUGACUUGGAGAAGCUAAAUACCGAACUUGCUCAUUUUCAAGAGCAGGCAUCAGAACUAGAAAUGGAGAAAUCUCGACUUCAUCAUCUUUUGCUGCAGCGUGAUGAGUGUAUUGAAAAACUUAAGGAAGAUGUGUCCCUUCUUCAUGCUCUCAAAAGUCUUGAACUGCAAAUGCAUGAAUCUUUAAUAGCCUCUGAUGUUAAAUUCACCUUUGCUGUAAACCAAUAUGGAACUGUUGUCCAGGGACUUGCUCAGCAACUUGAACUAUCUGAUGACUGUCUUGGAGAUCUUAGGAAACAAUGUGAUGAUCUACAGGCAAAGUUGAAUCAAGAUUUUGCAGGUAAGGAUCAUCAUAUUGAAGAAAAUUUAAAGUUGUUGACAGCUCUUGAUGCUGUUAGAUCUGAUCUGGAAGCCUCUCUUGCUCAAAAUAAGGUUCUUUCAGAUUCUAACAGUGCUGCAAAGGUGAGAGUUGAGGAAUACAAGAACCAGAUUACAAUUCUUGAGGAUGGUCUUUCCCAGGCCAAACAUUGUCAUGCACUUGAAGUAGAACAUCUGAAAGACAUGCUGGCAAAUGCUGAAGAAGAAAUUUGUUACUUGAUAGCCUCCAAAGAGGAACUGGGCAUCAUGGUGACGGUUCUCAGAAGCAAAUUAGAUGAACAGAUUCCUCACAUGACUUUGCUGGAGAAAUACCAAGGUGAACAGCUGACAUUACAAUCUCAGUAUAAUGAGCUUGCACACAAGCUCUCCCAGCAAGUUCUGAAGACUGAAGAAUUCAGGAAUUUAUCUGUUCAUUUGAAGGAGCUAAAGGAUAAGGCUGAAGCUGAAUGUGUCCUGGCUAGAGAAAAACGAGAAUCUGAAGGACCACCAGUUGCCAGGCAAGAAUCCUUGCGAAUGGCUUUUAUCAAAGAACAGUGUGAGACAAAGGUGCAAGAACUGAGGCAACAGCUUUCUAUUUCCAAAAGGCAUGGAGAGGAUAUGCUUUUGAAGCUCCAAGAUGCAAUUGAUGAAACUGAAAGUAGGAAGAGAUCUGACGCUUUACACUCUAAAAGAAAUGAGGAACUAGCUCUCAAGCUCUUGGGUUUGGAAUCUGAACUACAAGAGGUGCUUUCUGACAAGCGUGAAAUUACUAAAGCUCAUGAUCGAAUAAAGACAGAACUGGAAUGUGCAGUUCUAAGCUUAGAAUGUUCCAAGGAAGAAAAGGAAAAGCUUGAAGUCUCUUUGCAAGAAUGUAUGGGAGAAUGUUCUAGACUUGCAGCAGAAUUGUCUGUGAUAAAACAGCAACUCGAGAAUGUCAAGUCCCAAAGUACUCAUAAAGAAGUAAAACAUGGAUCUGAUGAGUCAACUAAACCUUCAUCUCCUAAUUCCUCACAUCAGGAAAAUCUGAUUUCUCCUGAAAAGUUGGAGGAUGCAUGCUCAAAUCUGACUGGUGAAAGUGAAGAUUUGACUAUGCUAAACCGAUUGCAAACUGCUGAGGGUACUAUGUCCGUUGAGGGGAAACUGAAUUCCCAACAUCUAUCUACUGAAGGACUUUCAUCGGCUAGUGUUGAUUUUAAGAACAAUCAUUUUGUAACCCAAAAUUUGAGGGCUAGCAUGGAGCACCUACAUGAAGAGUUGGAAAGGAUGAAAAAUGAAAACUAUCUUUUUCCCAAGGAUCAUCAUUGUGACCCAGAUUUUCAAGAUUCUCAGAGAGAACUUGUGCAAUUACAGAAGACAAAUGAAGAUCUUAGAAGCAUGUUCCCACUUUUUAAUGAAAUUGCUACUGGUGGUAAUGCAUUGGAAAGGGUUCUGGCACUGGAGCUUGAGCUUGCUGAAGCUUUGAAGACAAAGAGCAAACCAAACAUCUUCCAGAGUUCUUUCCUAAAACAACACAGCGACGAAGAAGCCAUUUUCAAGAGUUUUAGAGACAUCAAUGCAGUAAUUAAAGAAAUGUUGGAACUAAAAGGAAGGCAUGCUGCAAUGGAGAAUGAACUGAAAGAUAUGCACGACAGAUACUCUCAGCUAAGCCUCCAGUUCGCGGAGGUUGAAGGUGAAAGACAGAAACUCAAGAUGACACUCAAGAAUCUCCGGGGGUCUAGGAAACUCACUCAAAUAAACCGCACCUCGUCCUCCAUUCCAGCAGAAAAUUCCUCCUAGUAAGCUACUUUUUCCACAGCAUGUGAUGGAAUGCAUUUCAUUUGGUUCUGCUCACAAAAUUUAAACCUGCAUUCAUGUCUCCAAGGCUCUGAACUCCCUUCAGGCUUCAGGUCUAUUAGUCUCUGUAUAUAGCAAAUAUCAUUGCUGAAUUUUGUUAAUGGCUUAAAUUAUAUGAUGUAGAUUUGUCUCUAGUAGCUAUGCAUUCUUUUGGUUUAUGCUUCUCCCUUUCUGUUGUAACAUCAAGUAUAUGUAAUAUGUAGCCUUUUUUUUUUCUAGUUAAUUUUUGUAAUUAAACUUUACCAUUCCAGCUGAGUGUCUGCAAUAGGCAUCAAAGUUCUCACCUGGAGUUUUCUCUCGACUUUUUGUCUAAUCUGUCUGCAAAAUUUAUGAUUAUGGAUCAUAUGUUGGAA
Ipomoea triloba (trilobed morning glory) is the source of this 7618-nucleotide messenger RNA. Its product is annotated as putative leucine-rich repeat-containing protein DDB_G0290503. The coding region runs from base 408 to 7208 and encodes 2266 amino acids. The transcript is spliced from 11 exons. NCBI's taxonomy places the organism in Eukaryota, Viridiplantae, Streptophyta, Magnoliopsida, Solanales, Convolvulaceae. The record is from RefSeq and is a predicted model, not a curated record.